UCUAUGAUGGCCCAAGCAGCCUUCGAAAAACUCAAAACCCUGUUUAUGUCUGCGCCGAUCUUGGUACACUUCUCUCCAGAUCGCCAGACUAUCGUGGAAACGGACGCAAGUGAUUUUGCUAUCGCCGCAAUUCUAUCCCAGGUUAUUGACGGAAAGACUCACCCUGUUGCCUUCUAUUCUCGAAAACUUAACCCAGCGGAACUCAACUACGACGUCUGGGAUAAGGAGAUGUUGGGAAUUGUGUCAGCCUUCAAGCAAUGGCGUCACUACCUCGAAGGACCUAGCCGAACGGUUCUCGUAUAUACGGAUCACAAGAACUUGGAAUAUUUUUCAACAACCAAGGUUCUUAACCGACGACAGGCAAGGUGGGCUGAAUCUUUGGCGGAAUUUGACUUCAAGAUUAUUUACCGCCCGGGAACCAAAAAUGGGAAGGCAGAUGCACUAUCGCGACGGCCGGAGUACCGUCCUGAAGGGGGAGGCACGCUUGGGAAACAGCCGAUAGACAGGUUCUUUAAGCCCGGGCAGUUGGCGGAGGAAGAGUUUGUGGUAUCAGCGGUGUCGCUUGCCUCCAAGAGAGUGAUCGACUGGUCUAAGAAUUUUCUGGAUCAUGUCAGGCAGGCGGCAUCGGGAGACCCGAUAUGGGUAGGAAUGAGAGAGAGAGUUGAGCAAGGGGAGAAGCUGGGGGAAUUGAAGGAUAUUGCCGAGAAAGACGGGCUACUCUUCUAUAAGAACCGACUCUAUAUCCCGGCAGACGACCGUAUCAAGAUCCGAAUCGCACAGGCAGAACACGACUCGAAAGUGGCAGGACACUUUGGACAAGACAAGACACUGGAACUCAUCACGCGUAACUUCUAUUGGCCAAAAAUGAACGAGUGGAUUGAUGACUACGUUCGGUCAUGUGACGAGUGCCAGCGCAACAAACCCAGCCGCCAUAAAAAAUACAGUGCGCUUCUACCACUGUCCACGCCACAUUUUGUCUGGCAAUCGAUAUCAAUGGACUUCGUCGUACAGUUACCGGAAUCAAAGGGAUACAAUCAAAUCUGGGUAGUAGUCGAUAGGUUCUCGAAGAUGUCGCACUUCAUUCCCUUAGUACCAGAAACGACCGCGCAGGAUUUAGCAAAGAUAUUCCUCGGUCAAAUCUGGCGACUCCAUGGGCUGCCUCUCGACAUAGUUUCCGACAGGGACGCCAAGUUUACUUCAAGUUUUUGGGCAUCUCUUAUGGAAUUGUUGGAUGUGAGGAUAAGAAUGAGUACGGCUUUCCACCCUCAGACCGAUGGGCAAACAGAGCGAGUCAAUCAAACCCUCGAGCACUACUUACGAGCGUUUUGUAACUACGAGCAAGAUGAUUGGGCAGAGCUACUCCCGUUGGCGGAGUAUGCUUACAACAACUCGGUUACCACCGCCACGGGUCAAUCUCCGUUCUAUACCAAUUACGGUUAUAACCCAAGAACCAACUGGCCGACGGAAGCUGAGGUGGUCAACCCAACCAGUGACCUGGAGAAGAUGGGGAAAUACUAUGAUCGGAAACGGGAUGAAUCGCCGAACUUUAAGAUAGGCGACAUGGUCAUGCUCAAUGCGGCCAAUAUUAAGACACGCCGCUCCACCAAGAAGCUCGAUCAUAAGAAACUCGGUCCGUUCAAAAUUAUCCGACUAGCUGGGAAACGACCCUGUGAAUUGGAACUGCCACCACAAGUCAAGAUCCAUAAUGUGUUCCACAUCGAACUCCUGGAACGUUAUCGACAGAGCAGUAUCCCAGGCCGAGAACAACGUCCCCCAACUCCCGAAGAGGUCGAUAAGGACGGAGAGGUGCUGUACGAAGUGGAAAGUAUCGUGGGGAGCCGGAAGAGCAGAAGAGGAUUAGUGGAGUACUUGGUGAAAUGGCGGGGCUAUUCGAUGAGUGACUGUACUUAUCAAGUCAUGGACGCUAUGAACGAGGACGUACUUGAUCUAGUGCGUGACUAUCAUCGAAGGAACCCCAAGGCCGUGAAGGACCAACGCCUGAGACUAUAG
This is a messenger RNA of Morchella sextelata, 2010 nucleotides long. RefSeq lists its product as uncharacterized. The record is from RefSeq and is a predicted model, not a curated record. Gene Ontology annotation, molecular function: nucleic acid binding. The annotation marks the transcript as partial. The transcript is spliced from 2 exons. NCBI's taxonomy places the organism in Eukaryota, Fungi, Ascomycota, Pezizomycetes, Pezizales, Morchellaceae. Gene Ontology annotation, biological process: DNA integration.